Volvox carteri f. nagariensis is the source of this 5409-nucleotide messenger RNA. RefSeq lists its product as uncharacterized. The transcript has 12 exons. The coding region runs from base 1 to 5409 and encodes 1802 amino acids. The record is from RefSeq and is a predicted model, not a curated record. Lineage: Eukaryota; Viridiplantae; Chlorophyta; Chlorophyceae; Chlamydomonadales; Volvocaceae.
AUGGAGGAAACUCAGCGUAUCUUAGGAGGCUGCUCUGUCUUAUCGUGGCAACGAGUCGAUGGCGACGGUCUGUCGCUGCGAGGCAUUAGCGCAAAAGUAAAGGAGCUCGGCGGCAAAGUCGCCACAAGGCUCACCAAAGGCGUGACGCACAUCAUAUUCCAGCGUGCACUUGGAGCAUCCCCAAAGCAAGUGUUAGCCGAGGAUGAGGAACUACGCUUUAUUUAUCGCAAGGUUCAGGAGUCACAAGGUCGACUCUUUGUGGUGUCGCCUCUAUGGCUGCGGUCUUGUGAGACUGCGCGGGAACGGGCCAAGGUGAGUACCACGCGGUACUCAGCACAACUCCCUGUUCGGGAGGGAGGAACAGGGCCUUUCCUAAUGGGAACACGCAGAUGCACGCAUUCCCAGGGGCUACAGCCACACGAAAUGUUGCUAUCAUCCGCAAAGGAGGCGAAAUUCAUUGUUCCGCGGCCCACAAAGAAGAUUUUCCUGGACAAGUUUGGGCCAGGCGGGAGAAAGCGGUUCCGGAAAGCCUUCAUCGCACGGCCGCGUGAGCAUCUGGACUUGCGGGACAUCAACGACCCGCUGUUCAGCAGCAGCCAGCAGAUCCGUGAACUCGACGCACGCAUCGGCGGGAACAGCGACCAAGAGGGCGUCGAGGGGGCGGUCGACGCGCCGCCGCGGGUGCUUGCGGACAUUGAGGAAGGCGGCGAAGGGCCCACAGGGGAAAAGCAACAGCAGCCAUCCAAUGAGCAAAAUGCGGACCCGCCUUCUCUUGCGCACGUACGUAAGGUCGAAUUAUCUGAUUCACGCGGUCGAGCAGCGCAGCCACAACCGGGCAACAUCAAGCGGGGCAUGCGUCAGCUGGAGCUAAGCUUGUUCGUCCGUCCUAAGAAGCCGAAGCAGUCGCCCGCACGGCCUGACCUGUCUUCCGGAGGUGCGGCAGCAGCAGCACUGCAGCCGCCGCAGCAGCACCAGCAGCAGCAGUCCAUGGCGGAAGUUGAGCCCCGGGAGCCACGAGCCGAGGACAAAAGCUCUACAGCUGAGCCAGCAAAGGUGGCAGCUGCAGCGCCCGCACUCAGUUCACUCCUGCUGAAGGACGCGCCUGCAAACCCGAACCCGAAGAGCCUCAAACCUGUUCCCAUGCCACUCCCUUUAUCCGCACCAGCAAAACAGCAGCAGCAAUCCGCGAGGGGGUCUUGUGCAGUAGCGGCCCACGGCGGCGCUGAACACAAGCGUCCUACACAUGUCCCGCAGUCAGAAACGCUUCGUAGGAACAGCACUGCAGGCGCGGCACCCGCUCCGCUGGCUGCUGCAGCUGAUAGCAAGGUAGAUAGCGCCUCCAAAGCUGCAGUGCAGCUAGAGAAUCCUCGUCGCACCUCCACGCCUCCGCUUCCGGCAGCUAGUAAGCAGCAGCGGGCGGGAGCUGCAAUGCAACCGCGAACAAACACGCCGCAAAACACCGCGCCUGUUUUGGGUCCGGCGCCACCAGCCGCUAGCGCCGUGCCAACAACUGCUGCCGCACAGACGGCGCUGCCUGUAUCCGCUCCUCGCCGGAGUUUGCGGUCACUUUCAGGCACACCUGUGGCUGGGUUUGUUGUGAAGAGCAUCGGCCGCCUGACACCCAUGGCGAUGACACCCAAGAAUCUCACUCCAGGCAGCCUUGUCAUGCCCAAACUCAAGUCACGAGGGUGCUUGGCCGCGGGUGCUGUCGUUGCUGCUGUUCCGGAAGGGCCCACGGACAAAUCCCCUGCGGCGCCACAAGCUGACGAGCCAGCGCCGGAAGUGGAUGGGAAGGCGGCGGGGAGCUGUACGGCGGUGGCUCUGGAGGUAGCAACGGUGCCGGCGGGUGGUGCGUUGGGAAGCUGUGAUCCGGGCCCUUCAAUGAUGGACGUCUGCCAGGGCAUUGUCCCCGAGAGCAGGCAAGGACAGAAGCCAGCCGAUGUACUUGGACAGGCGGCUACUGCGGUUACAGCAUCAGCACGCCGAAGCGCUAGACUCUGCAGGGCGCCACCGCCGACACCGCUGCCGCUGCAAACCAUGCAGAUGCGUAUUCAGGAAGCCCCCAACGGCUCCAGGGUUGCCGCUGCUGCAGGAGGAGCAGUACCAGAAAGCCCAGUCUUGGGCUUCGGCUUUGCUGAGGCAGAAGCGGAAGGGGCCACGGACUGGGCCUGUGAUCCUGGACGUGGCGUGGAAGUGGACGAAUCAGCGAGUGGGCAGCAAGGGGAGCCGCAAGGGGCUGCCGAUACGCACCAGCGGCGCUUGCGAUCCAGGAACCAUGCUGCCCCUGUGAAGCCACUGCCUUUGUCGCCUGUGGUCCACGGCAACAUGCCUGCAGGGCCGCCAGGCGGCCAGGAGUCCACAAUCGCACCGUUGCCGGUGCCAGCGUUAGCAGCCGCAGCAGGGCAUGGAACUGCGUGCAAAGCGGGUACAACCACUGUAGGUGUCGUCACCGCCGUUGCAGACGAGUCGGCCAAGGGUUGGCUGUGUGGCGCGGGCCGGACGCCAGUGUCCACCCUUCGCCGCUCCACACGGCUCAGAGGCAGGUCACCACUUGCCUCCACGGCUCUCGACCGCAGCUGCGAACAUGAACCUGAGGCGGUGCUGGCGGAAAAUUUUGCAGCUCGGCCAUUGGGUUGUCCUGAGCAACAGCAGGCACAGCGGGAGCCACAGGAGCAGGAGCAGCAAAGGCCUGGCGGUGCCUGGGCUGGCUUCCUGGUGGCGAUGCAGGAGCUCCAGGGUGAGGCUUCACCUCUGCCAGUUCGAAGAAUGCUGUCCAUGGAGGGGGCUGGUCUGCACCAGGGUGGAGCCUCAGCGGCAGCGGCGGCUCCAGCAGACUGUACACCGAUAACGAACUGUAAGUCACGCCGGUGCAAGAAGAUCCCUGAUGGAGAGGAAAUGGAAGUGCAGCCACCGCCACGGCCGCCGCUGCCGCGCCCGCCGCGCCCACCGCCACCGCAGCAACAGCAGGGUGUAGUGGCUCCCUUGCAGCAGCUGCUGCAGCCGCCGCCGCCGCAGGAUGCGGCGGCUCCCUUGUCUUUACUGAAGCCCGCCCGCCGGCUGGGUGAUGAGUCAAGGCAUGGGGUGCAUAUUAAUCUGACGCUCACGGCAGCUCCUUCCCCGGCGCUGUGCACCCGGUCGCGGGCACGUGGUAGCACGGGGACCCCUGCAGCGGCGCCGGCCAAUAAGGGGCACCAGGGACCCGAUGUGCAGCCCGCGGCGGAUCCACUGCAGCACCGACUAAGUGACACGUUGCCUGCCGGCAGGGAAGAGCGCCAGGAUAACAGCGCGAGCGAGCCCCCAGCUCCACCUCAGCAGCCGCCUCCGGCUGCUGACGGCGGCAAGCCCAGCCGCAGCAGUCAGUCGGCCGGUACAUCGGGGCCGUUGCUGGCCGCGGCGGCAGCAGCAUCACCGAGUGGUGUCCAAGAGCGUUCGGGCAGUGUUACAAGGUCCCGACGCCGUGCACUAGAGCCGGGAGCGGCAGGCGCCGUGAACGCGCCGCCGCCGCCACACAGCACGGCUGCACGGUGUGGGCGCGGGGGAUUCACCCACGCUGCGGCUCUCUUGGAAGCGGCCGCAGCGCAGCCAGGUGCCGAUACCACGCAGGGUGCUUGCACGGCGGCAGGCGGUGACGCACAGCCCAAAGCCCGGGGCGGCUCCAGCAGCGCCGUGGGCUCAAAUAGUGUGGCGCCGCCUUGCCCUAAGCCUGCCACACUAAUGACGGACCCUGCAGUCGACUCUGAGGUGGAGCGUGCUGAAGCCGCCACCGCAGGUCAGGGACCCGGGGGACCGCAGCCAGGGGCAGAGGCAGCGCCGAAAGGCGCUGCUGUCGCGACUAUGGGAAGCCGGAACCCUCCUCACCGGCCCAGGACCAGCGCAAAGCAGAAGCGUCUGCGGGACUCGUCGGCUGCCCCGGGGAAGAGCUCCAAAGACAGUUACACCGCAUCCACAGCUGGAGGUGGAGGUGGAUCUGCGGACCUCGGCCUCCAAGGGAUCGAUGCCCCGCGCAUCGGCGCCCCGUCGGCAGCAGCGGACAGUGGUAACGGUGUUGUUGUAGGGACCGGUGGGAGGUUGGCGGGUGGGGCGGACGGGGCUGCAGGCGCAGCUGCGGCAGCCAAGGCCACAGCGACGGCGUCGGCACUGACGACGUCACGCCCAGCGAUGGGACCUGUGUCGCGCAGCAGGUUGCGACUACGGAAGCAGGCAGCUGCAGCGGUGUCUGCAGCAGACCCGACGGCGAGUGCUGGUUGCGGCGAGCGGGAAGACAUUGAUAUGGCCGCGGCAUCCGGUGCUGCAGGCCCCGAACAGUGUUUGUCACCCCAGCGCUCCCCCAAACGACUAAGGAAGAUGCCAGACACUGCGGCAGCGGCAGCGGCUCCAGGAGUAUCUGCUGACUCAGCUGGUGCGCCAGGAGCUGAGGGCGGCACGGCCACUGUUCCGCCACCGCGUUCACCACCCAGCGAGUCCAAGGCAAAAGCCAAGGUGCCGCCGCAGGGGUCAAGCCAGCCACCGCCGCCGCCGCCGCUGCUGCCCGCCUCCGAAGCGGAGCCUGGAUCACGACAGCAGCUCCCAGCAAAAGUAGCAGCCAAGGCUGGCAUUUCUAGCGGUGCAGUGAAUGCAAGGAAGAUUGUCCAACGGAGGCAAGCUUCUGGCGGCUCUGCUGCAAUGCAGAGGCCGCUUGACAUCCCAUUAGGUGUCUUUCGGUCGGUAGUUUUGGUGGGGUCACAAAGCAAGGCAGGAGCCGGGGUAACCAGGCCGGCAUCCGUCUGUUUGGGUGCAGGCCCAGGCGUUCACAAGCCCGGUCAGGCCAGCCUUGCGGGGCCGCCAGGUGUUCCGGAGCUAGCGCCUGCAGGGAGCAGUGCAGGGCCCGGCACUGCGGCGCUGGCGCCUCCCUUGGGCCAGUAUCCGCGCGGCAAGGAGCAUCCCAUGCGUGCAGGGUUCCGAUACCUCGCAUGCACGCAAGUCGGGGAAGAAGUAAAGGCGGCCAUGGAGCAAGCGAUUAAGAAGCUUGAUGGCGCACGGCUUUGCACUCCUGGCUACGAGGACGGCCACAUCACCCAUCUUGUGGUAGGCGACACGGUGAUCCGCACGCUCAAGGUGCUACUGGGCAUUGCCAACGGUACCAUUUUCGUGAGGCCCUCUUGGGUCACGGCAUCCCUAGCGGCAGGAGAAUGGGUGCCCGAGGAGCAACACCUGGCGCAGGGCGCCUUUGCUGUGACCGCCAAUGCGCCAGCAGGGCCUUCCACGGGUGUGCUGGCCAAGCCUCUGGCAGGGCAGAUGGUGGCUGUGCACAAUGCCCAGUGCAAGGGACUGGGCCUGGGAGAGGUACAAAAGAAGAAGACGGAGUUAGAAACUAUUGUGAAGCCCCCGCAUCCCGCCUGGCAUCCCAACCGGGCUCCUGGAUGGGGUUAA